AUGACAGUGGAUGGCUCCCCGCAGCCGGCCGGCGACUGGCGGGCCUUCUGGCUGCGCGACCCGGGCGCGCUGGAGGCCGAGGCCGAUGGCGAGUCGGUGCGGAGCUUGCUCUUCGAAAGCCUGGACGAGUGGGCGUCCGGGGGCGAGCCGCGGCCGGCGGUGGCGGCGGCGGUGGAUGCCGCGACCACCGGGCUACUGCUGCUGCUGGAGCGCCAUGGCCCGGCGGGGAGGUGGGCCGCGGCCCUGCGGCUUGCGGCCGGGGCCCACGAGCAUGACCGGCGCGUGGGCCAGCUGCUGCGGGGUCUGGCGGCGAAGCCGGAGCUGGCGGCAUUGGAGCCGGAGCUCUGCCGGGCACUGGCCGAGCGCCGGGCCUCGGCGCAGGACCGCGACCUCCGGUACAACAACUUCUUCUCGCUGUGCUUCCCGCCGAAUGAGGAUGCCGAGGUCGGGGCCUGGCUGGUGCUGGACGACCGGAUGGCCCGGGUGCUGGGGCAGCAGCUGGGCCACGGCGAGGCCGGCGACCCGGACGAGGGCGAGGUGCACUGGGCCACCUUCGCCCGGGUGCUGGAGUCGGUGCCGGAGCCGGGGUCCUUCCGGGCGCUGGCCCCCUGGCCGCGGGACUUGCGGAUGUUCUUCGCCUGGGAGCCGGAGGAUGAGCGGCCCGGGCAGGGGGCGCCCUUCCCGCCGGCCGGGUGGAGUCUCUUCCCGCGUGCCGGGGGGUUUGUCGGGCGGGCGAUCCGUCUGCGGGAGGCGGUGCGCCUGUGCCGAGCCCUGCAGCCGACCUUCGCCCAGGCGGAUGCCCUCUUCCGGCAGGUGGACGGGACGUUUGGGUGGGACUGGCGACGCGACGCGGCCGGGGCCUUGGCGCAUGUGCGCCUGCUGGGGGCCGUGCCGGCGGACUACCGAGAUCUGCUGGUGGGGGUGGUGGCCCAGGCGGCCGGGGGGUGGGCCGGAGCCGAGGACCCGGCGCAGGCGGAGGCCCCCGGUGCGGGCGGCCGCGCCCGGCAGCUGGCCCUGACCGUGGGGCUGAUGGACUGGCUGGGCUUCGGCUUCGGCUGGGAGGACGUCCGGUCGGUGGUGGCGCUGGGCUGCGCGGCCGGCGGGGUGGCGGCCAUCCGGGCCGAGGUGGCCCUCCUGGUGGGGCUGCUCCGCCGGGGCGACCCGGGCGCUGUCGACGAGCCGGCGGCGGCGUCCUCGCCGGUGACCGGCCCGGCGUCGGUGGCCAUGCCGGCCGCCGUGGCCGGGACCCUCUUCGGCGAGUGGCUCCUGGGCGGGGGGGCGCCUGCCCGGGUGGCGGCCAUGGUGCUGCCGCCUGGCGGGGCGCAGGAGGUCCACGCCGCGGAGCGCCGGCCGCGCCGCGAGUGA
This is a messenger RNA of Fonticula alba, 1365 nucleotides long. RefSeq lists its product as hypothetical. The transcript has a single exon. Lineage: Eukaryota; Rotosphaerida; Fonticulaceae. The coding region runs from base 1 to 1365 and encodes 454 amino acids. The record is from RefSeq and is a predicted model, not a curated record.